AUGACCUCAGUUUCUGCCUACUUAUGAAAUUCGGGGCUAGAGUGUGAACUGUGGAUUCUGGAAAUAAGGGGGCAGAGGAUGCCGGCAUAUCAUUCGAAGUUUACUGAUGUUACAGUGGUUGUUGGAAACAUGGCAAUUCUUCCGAUACGAUCAAAUAUCAAAGGGCCAGCUCCACGAACUGAUGAUGGUGAGGAUAUAAUUGAUGAAGCCCUCGCUUAUUUCAAACCAAAUAUUUUCUUCCGCGAGUUCGAAAUCAAAAGUCCUGCUGACCGAACACUCAUCUACCUAAUAUUGUAUAUUUCGGAAUGUCUAAGGAAGCUACAAAAGAGCUCAAAUAGAUCACAAGCAGUAAAAGAUUUAUCGGUUUUGGCACUGAGUCAGCAUCUUCCAAUACCUGGAGAAGCAACUUUUCCACUAAAUAGUAUGUAUAAGGCUCCAGCAAACCGAAACGAAGAAGACGUUAUGCGUUCGUAUCUCCUGCAGCUAAGACAGGAAUUAGGAGCACGUUUGCUAGAACAUGUCUUUGAGUCGAAUAAUGAAAGGCCAAGCAAGUGGUGGAUGUGUUUUGCUCGAAGGCGUUUUAUGGAUAAGGGCUUGAUCAGUCCCGGUAUUGUUUUGUAG
Messenger RNA from Cercopithifilaria johnstoni, 621 nucleotides. Lineage: Eukaryota; Metazoa; Nematoda; Chromadorea; Rhabditida; Onchocercidae. The record is from the annotation of a GenBank genome assembly.